Acipenser ruthenus (sterlet) is the source of this 2606-nucleotide messenger RNA. RefSeq names its product divergent protein kinase domain 1A-like. The transcript is spliced from 6 exons. Bases 747 to 2033 code for a protein of 428 amino acids. The record is from RefSeq and is a predicted model, not a curated record. NCBI's taxonomy places the organism in Eukaryota, Metazoa, Chordata, Actinopteri, Acipenseriformes, Acipenseridae.
UGGAGAUGUGACCAUUCUUUAUUGAUAGCAAUAUUUUCCCUUAUGGGAAAUUGGGGUGAAAAUCUGCUGCAUAGUCUGUUCUCUGUUGCCCAGUCUUUGACAUGGAAUCACUUGCAAACUGACAGUAUAUUCACCAGUAUAUUCUCAAAUUGCCUUUCUAAAACAAAUACAAUGCGCAUUAACUCAGUUGGGAGUUUCUGUAAGUCAGAUGUGCAUAGAUUUAGAGGUUACUCCCUCUAUGGCCCUAGGUGACAGAAGGGAAACAAACAUCAUACACUUUAAAACUAUGUGGUGGUGAAUUUGAAUUUGUAUUGGACAACAUUAGUAAUGGAACAUGACCGAGAGGAUCAUUGUAUGUAUGCAUGUGUGCCAGAUGCAGAGACAAUCAGGAUAAUUACAAAUAAAACCAACUGAGAGGUUAUUUAAAAUAAGCCUAACUUCUCUACUCGCUUGAGCUUUCACUUUAGAUACACACUAUACUGUGUAUUUUCGAUUUUAACUAGUCUGACCUAUUUUGUGUCGGCGAAAAGCGUAUGCUGUUCUUCGCCUGCUUUAUUCUGUGUUGAAUUGAAGAAGACGAGCGAGUAUUCAGCGGUGGACUGGUAACAACAGCUGCAGUGCUAAAGAGAAGGAAAAAGCCACGGAGAAAGGAGGUGCUGUAUUUGUAUCACCGGAGGCUUAAUAGUCCAGACCCAUCCAACAGGACAGGAAUGACUGGGUUGAUGUGGUGAGAUGUGCUGUUUGUCAUGGCGAGGGGGCUGUUUUCAUGGGCCUGGCUAAGAAAGCCUUACUAUAUUCAGGCUCGUUUGUCAUAUAUGCGCAUGAAGUAUUUCUUCUUCAGCUGGCUGGCUGUGUUCAUUGGCAGCUGGGUGGUGUAUGUCCAGUAUUCUACCUACACAGAGCUCUGCCGAGGCCAGGACUGCAAGAACACAAUAUGUGAUAAAUACAGAAAGGGGGUGAUCGAUGGGUCAGCCUGCAGCAGCCUAUGUGACAAGGAAACCCUCUAUCUGGGGAAGUGCCUGUCAACUAGAUCCAAUAACCAGGUCUACAUGGGAAGUUGGGGAGAUUUAGAGGCAGUGAUAAAAUGCCAGAUGGAGGAAGCGGUUCAUUUCGAUUUGGGAGCAGAUACGGAGCCAAGAAAGGGAGCAGUGUUAUUUGACAAGCCAACCAAAGGGACCUCCGUAGAAAAAUUUAAAGAAAUGGUGUUCAGUCAUUUGAAGGCAAAGGUUGGUGAUCAGGCAAACCUGCUGGAUCUGGUUGGUUUAAUCAUCUCCGUGGCAGACGGGAAUAAGGAUGGCCAUAUCUCUUUACCGGAAGCGAAAUCCACAUGGGCACUCCUGCAGCUAAAUGAGUUUCUGCUGAUGAUAAUACUUCAGGAUAAAGAGCACACUCCCAAACUGCUGGGAUUCUGCGGGGACCUUUAUGUCAUGGAAAAAGUACAAUAUACCUCUUUAUAUGGGAUCAGCAUUCCUUGGAUCAUGGAAUUGUUUGUUCCCUCUGGAGUGAGGCGGAGUAUGGACCAGUGGUUCACACCAUCCUGGCCUAGAAAGGCCAAGAUCUCCAUUGGGCUGCUGGAAUUCGUGGAAGACAUCUUCCACGGGACUUUUGGGAACUUCCUGAUGUGUGACACCAGUGCCAACAAUUUUGGCUACAAUGCCAAGCACGACCUUAAAAUGGUGGACAUGAGGAAAAUCGUUCCCGAAGUUACUUUCAAAGACCUCAUCAGAGACCGUCACUGUGAGACUGAUGAAGACUGUGUCUAUGGUAUGGAUUGCAGGACCACCUGUGACCAAACUAAAAAGAAGUGCACCACAGAAGUGAUCCAGCCUAACCUGGCCAAGGCGUGUCAGUCCCUGAAAGACUACCUUCUGCGGGGGGCCCCUCCCGAGAUCAGAGAGGAGCUGGAGAAGCAGCUGUACUCCUGCAUCGCCCUCAAGGGAACCGCAGACCAGAUGGAAAUGGAACACUCCUUAAUACUGAACAACUUGAAAACGUUGCUGUGGAAAAAGAUUUCGCACACAAAAGACUCCUAAUGAAGAAACUGAACUUUGAAGAUUUUGUUUUUCUUUCUGUUGGCCUUUUUAAUAACCUAACAAUGUGAUUGUGGAAAAAUGCAUUGGUACUAGAAAAGUAGUCACGGGUGAGCCUUUUUGUGUUUGUGUAACAUGUACAUUUUAAACAAAUUUGACUAGUAUGUUCAUGACCAUAUACCCAGUAUCGAUUGUGCCAUAUACAAUGAGCGUGCUUCAAGUUAAUUUUUAAGUUUUGGUUUAAGAGUGAAAACAGAAAAUUCACAAGCAAAAUAUUAGCAGUGGCUAAAGACAUGUAAUAAUCUACUAUACCACAGGAGGCUGUUUACCACUUCUGAAGGAAGUUCAUAAAAUAAUUUACAGAUUUUGAUGCUGCAGUUGCCUCAUUAGUUAAUCUUCAUGUGUAUGCAAUUAUGUUGUACCUGUAAUGUUUUAUUAUUUUUAACCAAGAAACCACUAUUUAGUACUUGCUGUGGUUAAGGUCAUUGCUGUCGUUUCAGAAUGAAAUGUUCAGUUUACUCAGAUGUUUACUAAAAGUUUGGCAUGACAAAUUUGCACAUUAAAGAACAAAACAAG